AUAAAUACUAAGUACAUUUCUAAUUCCUUCAGUUACUGUCCAAUUUGUUGCAUUAAACAUUUUUCCAUUUCAGAUCUUCCUUAGUUGUCAUUGGGUGAAAAAGGCAAGCUAAGUUAUUCGGACCCAUAGAUUCUAGCCCAAAAAUUGCACUUGCCAUAACUCCUUGUUGCCUGAUUAGUUUGAUGAAUUUCAGUUGUAUGUGUGUGUCAUACAUGUGAUAUUGGGAUUGGAGACAACAAACUUGUGAAGCUAUGGUUUUUACAGGAAACUGGAGAGACACAUCAUUGUUGGUUGUGACUUGCUACUGAUAAAGAAUGAAGAAGAUAGUGACUGGGGUAGGACCAAAAAACGUAGCCGUUCAUAUGGCAACUUUUUCCGUUUCAAGGACAUUAAUAUUUGUUGCCAAAAACAGAUAGCUUUUUCUCUCCAAAUUCAUGGAUUCUUCAAACAGCAAUGGAGGAUCACAGAGGCUCCUGGACUUGGCGCAACGGCUCCGCCUUGACAAGCCCCCACCAUUCCCUGAAGACAUUUUGGAUCAGAUCAUGGAAGAGAAGGGAGAUAAGGUUGUCUCAGAAGUGAGUUACACAGAAUCAGCCACCCCAAUUGCUCAAAACACAGAAAAAAUUAGAUACAAGAGAGCUGCAGUUUUGAUCUGCAUAUUUGAAGGAGAUGCUGGGGAUCUGAGAGUGAUACUCACUAAACGCUCUUCCAAGCUUUCCACUUACUCUGGUCAAGUGGCCUUGCCUGGCGGGAAAGCGGAGGAGGGGGAUAAAGAUGAUGGGGACACUGCAAAAAGAGAGGCAAUGGAGGAAAUUGGGUUGGACCCUGAACUUGUCGAUGUUGUUACUGUUCUUGAACCAUUUUUCUCCAAGUACCUAAUGAGAGUGAUUCCUGUCAUUGGCAUUCUUCAUGACAAAAAAGCAUUCAAACCUGUUCUGAAUCCUGCUGAAGUAGAAGCUGUAUUUGAUGCACCUUUAGAAAUGUUUCUUAAGGAUGAAAAACGGAGUCAGAAGAAGAUGCAGUGUAUGGGAGAGAAUUAUCUGAUACAUUUGUUUGACUAUGAAAUCGAGCAUAAAAAAUUCCUUAUAUGGGGUUUAACUGCUGGGAUCUUGAUAAGGGCUGCAUCAGUUGUGUACCAACGACCUCCAGCUUUCAUGGAGCAGAAUCCUAAAUUCAAGCUUCCUGGGGAUUUAACUAUGUAAUAAUGCAUUGAAUUAGACAUUUAAUGUAUUUUAGCCCUUAACAUGUGUUCAUUCUACAAUAAUAUUCAUCACAAAUGUAGAUUUUAAGAGUAGGUAGGUAUUUAUAUGUACUAAGAAAGGAAAAGUGUCCAGGCACUUGGAAUUCAUAUUCCUACUUACAAAAUGCCAUCAGUAAGUUUCAUUGGUUUACUCCCAAAGAUGUAUCAAAAAUCUUAGAAUAGAAUAAAAUAAACCAUCGAUUUCAUUUUUAAAGUA
Molecule: messenger RNA, 1457 nt
Organism: Glycine soja
Lineage: Eukaryota; Viridiplantae; Streptophyta; Magnoliopsida; Fabales; Fabaceae
Product: nudix hydrolase 15, mitochondrial-like
Exons: 5
Coding region: 435-1202 (255 amino acids)
Biological process (GO): coenzyme A catabolic process
Molecular function (GO): acetyl-CoA hydrolase activity; coenzyme A diphosphatase activity
Source: RefSeq, a predicted model, not a curated record